Molecule: messenger RNA, 3271 nt
Organism: Bombina bombina (fire-bellied toad)
Lineage: Eukaryota; Metazoa; Chordata; Amphibia; Anura; Bombinatoridae
Product: oocyte zinc finger protein XlCOF6-like
Exons: 3
Coding region: 369-2516 (715 amino acids)
Biological process (GO): regulation of DNA-templated transcription
Molecular function (GO): RNA polymerase II cis-regulatory region sequence-specific DNA binding; DNA-binding transcription factor activity, RNA polymerase II-specific
Source: RefSeq, a predicted model, not a curated record
UUGUUUCCACUUUUCCCCCCUCUCACUUUCCCCCAGAACUUCCCUAUAACAGGGAACUCUAACACCUAAUAACGUUAGUGAAGGGCUGUGGGUCGGGCGGUUGGGAGGAGUUCGGGAACUAGUAAUGAUGAUUGGUAAAAUGUUACCAUUAUUUUUCUACUUGUUUAUAAAUGUUAAUUUUCUUGUAUUUUUUUUUUUUAAGUUCGUCUGCUGCGACUCUUCAGGGCAAUACUCACCAUCUCCUCAUAAGGAACAUCUGGAUACUGAUCAGACACAGCGAGAGCACUGAGAGAUAUCAGGUAUUGAUGUAACUGGAGUGAAUAAGGGAACCUUCUUCCUGAGCACAGACAUUGGAGCCUGUUAUCAGCAUGAGCUCAUAUGUGUUAGACAAACACGUCAAUAGUUCAUAUCCAUCCUUCACUACAGGAAGCAUCAGAAUGAUACCGCAAACUCCAAAAGUCUUAGACACCAAUGACUAUUCACAAACAUUGGGGAAAUCACAGCAGAUAUUUAAAGAAGAUGGUGAAUUGGCAGGAACUGGGCAGCAAUCAUUAUGUACAGAGAGUAAUUUAGUCAUCAAACAAGAGGACAACAUGUAUGCCUUAUUUAGUGAAAUGAUUAUCCCAGAGGAUAAACCACACACAUUUACAGAGUACUCCAAACAUUUUAAGGAAGGGAAAAGUCUUAAGUCUAACCAAAUGAUUCAUACAAAUAAGAAACCAUUCAAAUGUACAGAAUGUGAGAAAAGCUUCACAUGUAAUUUGCAUCUCCUUGAAAACUGCACAGUUAACACAGUUGUAAAACCUCACAUGUGCACUGAAUGUGGGAAAUGUUUCACUACUAAAGGAGGCCUUAUGUAUCACAAAAAGACCCACACAGGGGAGAAACCUUUCACAUGUAAUGAGUGUGAGAGAUGUUUCAGAUCCAAAGCAAAUCUCAUAUCUCAUGAAAAGACCCACAUAGGGGAGAAAUCUUUCACAUGUACAAAAUGUGGAAAAAGUUAUACACAUAAGAGUAAUCUGAAAACUCAUGAAAGGCUUCACACAGGAGAAAAGCCAUUCACAUGUACAAAGUGUGGGAAAGGAUUUAGGAUCAAGAGUGAUCUAAAAUAUCAUGAUAGUAUUCACACAGGUGAAAAGCCUUUCACAUGUACAGAGUGUAGAAGAAGUUUCAGACAUAUGAGUAGUCUGAAAACUCAUGAAAGGAUUCACACAGGGGAAAAUCCUUUCACAUGUACAGAGUGUGGAAAAGGUUUUACACAAAUAACUAGUUUGAAAAAUCAUGAAAGGAUUCACACAGGGGAAAAGCCUUUCACAUGUAGAGUGUGUGGAAAAUGUUUUACACAAAUAAAUAGUCUGAAAAUUCAUGAAAGGAUUCACACAGGAGAAAAGCCUUUCACAUGUACAGAGUGUGGAAAAAGUUUUACACAAAUGAGUAGUCUGAAAAAGCAUGAAAGAAGUCACACAGGAGAAAAGCCUUUCACAUGUACAGAGUGUGGAAAAAGUUUUACACUUAUGAGUAGUCUGAAAACUCAUGAAAAGAGUCACACAGGGGAAAAUCCUUUCACAUGUACAGAGUGUGGAAAAAGUUUUACACAUAUGAGUAGUCUGAAAAAGCAUGAAAAGAGUCACACAGGAGAAAAGCCUUUCACAUGUACAGAGUGUGGAAAAAGUUUUAUACAAAUAAGUUAUCUGAAUACUCAUGAAAGGAGUCACACAGGAGAAAAGCCUUUCACGUGUACAGAGUGUGGAAAAAGGUUUACAUAUAUGAGUAAUCUGAAAACUCAUGAAAGGCUUCACACAGGAGAAAAACCUUUCACGUGUGCAGAGUGUGGAAAAUGUUUUAGACAAAUAAAUGGUCUGAAAACUCAUGAAAGGAUACACAAAGGAGAAAAGCCUUUCACAUGUAAAGAGUGUGGAAAAAGUUUUACACAUAUGAGUAGUCUGAGAAAGCAUGAAAGAAGUCACACAGGAGAAAAGCUUUUCACGUGUACAGAGUGUGGAAAAAGUUUUACACAAAUAAGUUAUCUGAAUACUCAUGAAAGGAGUCACACAGGAGAAAAGCCUUUCACAUGUACAGAGUGUGGAAAAAGUUUUACACAUAUGAGUAGUCUGAGAAAGCAUGAAAGAAGUCACACAGGAGAAAAGCCUUUCACGUGUACAGAGUGUGGAAAAAGGUUUACAUAUAUGAGUAAUCUGAAAACUCAUGAAAGGCUUCACACAGGAGAAAAACCUUUUACGUGUGCAGAGUGUGGAAAAUGUUUUAGACAAAUAAAUAGUCUGAAUUCUCAUGAAAGGAUUCACACAGGAGAAAAGCCUUUCACAUGUAAAGAGUGUGGAAAAAGGUUUACACAUUUGAGUAGUCUGAAAACUCAUGAAAGGAUUCACACAGGAGAAAUGCCUUUCACAUGUAAAGAGUGUGGAAAAAGGUUUAUACAAUUGAGUGGUCUGAAAACUCAUGAAAUGAGUCACACAGGGGAAAAACCUUUCACAUGUAAAGAGUGGAAAAAGUUAUAGACAUAUAAAUAGUCUGAAAAUUCAUGAAAGGAGUCAGUCACACAAGAGAAAAGCCUUUCACAAGUAAAGAGUGUGGAAAAAGUUUUACACAUAGGUCAUCUGAAAACUGAUGAAAGGGUUCACACAGGAGAAAAACUUUUCACAUGUUUAUAAAGUAGAAAAAGGUAUCCCGUACCAGUUAGGUAUCACCAAACAUAAAAUAUUUUUUUUACAAAAUAAACUUUAUACGCACUGUGUGGAAACCUUUUAAAAAUUAUCAUAAAGAGGUCUCUAAAAGAAUGGCAUUGUAAAUAAUACUUUCUAAAUCCCCAGUUACAAAAUCUCCAUAUUGAAAGUGCUCUCCUGCUGUCCUUUGUUCCUCUAAACAUGUGCACCUCAGUUUCUCUCAUAUCAAUAUGAUAGAAUCUAAACACCACACAGCAAUAUACAAAUCUGUCCUCAUACUGACCAGUUUACACAACCAUUAAACACCGAAGUAUUAUUUAUUAAUAUGCCAGUGUUAGGAGUUGUAUGUUUUGUUUACAUAGGGGAGAAAAUUAUUACAUUUACAGAAUAAAGGGGUCUUUAUAUGAAUAGAAUGCUAGAAAAUUAUAUAAACAAGAACAUCAGCCUUUAAUAAUGUAUGUGUAGUCUCAUAUAGAAAGAGAAACAAAAGAAGAGGUGUCUUAUAGUGUAAUAUGUCCAAUUCAAAUUGUGAUUAGGGUUUGGUAUUUUUGCACUCACUUUUGGUAAAGCACUAAUGUGCUAGUCAAGUG